This is a messenger RNA of Ipomoea nil (Japanese morning glory), 1469 nucleotides long. Its product is annotated as heavy metal-associated isoprenylated plant protein 9. Gene Ontology annotation, molecular function: metal ion binding. The coding region runs from base 264 to 1205 and encodes 313 amino acids. The record is from RefSeq and is a predicted model, not a curated record. Lineage: Eukaryota; Viridiplantae; Streptophyta; Magnoliopsida; Solanales; Convolvulaceae. The transcript is spliced from 5 exons.
CCUUCACCCCUUUGGAAUCCCCCUCCUACUUCUUCACUCCUUAACAGUAUAAACAACAAACAAUUAACUAUUCUCUUUCUCUCUCUGUCUCCAUACUUGGUUGUUCUGCAUGUGCUCUGCCAUCCAUCCCACAAACUUAAUUAGCUUUUUUGCCUAAUAAUCCCACCGUCCACCCCUUUAUACUCUCAUUUUUUUUGGUAUAAAUUCAGUUUCUGCUUCUCCCUUCCUCACUAAGCAUACAUCUUCACAUCAGUAGUUGCAAAAUGGGCGAAGAAGUUAAACAACAGCAGGAAGCAGUUGAGGGAGAGGUUAAAGUAGUAGAGGAGAAAAAGGAAGAGAAAGUAGAAGAGAAAAAGGAAGAGAAAGGCGGUGCAGCAGAUCAAGAAGAGAAAAAGGAGGAAGAAGAGCCUCCUAAGCCUCCCCCACCUUUUGUCCUCUAUGUGGACUUGCAUUGUAUGGGAUGUGCUAAGAAGAUUCAGAGAUCCAUUUUGAAAAUUAGAGGUGUUGAAGGGGUAGUGAUAGACAUGGCUAAAAAUGAAGUGACAAUAAAAGGGGUAGUAGAGCCGGAAGCAAUUUGUAAGAGGAUUACAAAGAAAACAAAGAGGGUUGCAAAGGUAUUGUCACCUUUACCGGCUGCUGAGGGUGAACCUAUACCCGAAGUUGUUGCCUCCCAGGUUAGUGGAUUGACUACUGUGGAACUUACUGUCAACAUGCAUUGCGAGGCUUGUGCCCAGCAGCUUAAAAGCAAGAUACUCAAAAUGAAAGGAGUGAGAACAGCAGAAACCGAACUAGCCUCCGGUAAGGUGACGGUGACCGGGACCAUGGACGCCGACAAGCUAGUAGACUACGUCUACCGGCGCACCAAAAAGCAAGCGAAGAUCGUCCCUCAGCCUGAGCCUGAGCCUGAAAAGGCGCCGCCGGCCGAGGAACCCAAGCCGGAGGAAAAGAAGGCCGGAGAAGAGAAGCCUGCAGAGGAGGCGGCGGCGGCGGAAGAGAAGAAAGAGGAAGGCGAAAAGGCGGCGGCGGCGGAGGGAGAGAAGAAAGAGGAGGCGAAAGCGGAAGAAGAAGAGAGUGUAAGCGAAGAAGCAGCGGCUGGCAUGCAUAAGAUGAUGUACUAUUAUCAGCCGCUUUACUACAUUGAAAGAAUCCCGCCGGCGCCUCAGAUCUUCUCCGACGAAAACCCUAAUGCAUGUUGCAUUUCGUGAUGAUCUACGAGCUUAACUUACUGUAUACAGUAUUUGUGAAAAGGUUAUCUCGUCAUGGACUGCCGUACGAGGUUAAUUAAUUGCUAAAUCCCCCACAGGUUUUAUUAUAUUGUGGGUUUCUCCCAGCGAGCAUGUGUAAUAUAGGAAUGGAAUUUGGUGCAUGAAAACCGUACCAUAUCAACAUGUGGUGCUAUUAUUAUUGUAUUACUAUUACAUGUACGAGGUACUAAACAUAAUAAUAAUAAUAAUAAUGACAUGCAUAUA